AUGCCGUCGAAGAAGGGUAACUUUAAGGACACUGCUGAGAGUAGUGCAUCGAAAAGAGGUAACAUGGGAAAGAAGGAGUCCAAAGGUGGUAAUGCGGUCAAAGUCAGGCAUAUUUUGUGCGAAAAACAAGGGAAAGCAAUGGAAGCCAUUGAGAAAUUGAAAUCUGGUUUGAAAUUCAACGAAGUGGCUGCAAAAUACAGUGAAGAUAAGGCUAAAUUUGGGGGUGAUCUCGGUUGGAUGAUUCGUGGAUCAACUGUAGCUGCAUUCCAGGAUGCCGCAUUUGCUCUUCCGAAUAGUACCGUUGAUAAACCUGUGUAUACUGAUCCACCAGUGAAAACGAAAUUCGGUUAUCAUAUUAUCAUGGUUGAAGCUAAGAAGUGA
Molecule: messenger RNA, 381 nt
Organism: Cercopithifilaria johnstoni
Lineage: Eukaryota; Metazoa; Nematoda; Chromadorea; Rhabditida; Onchocercidae
Source: the annotation of a GenBank genome assembly